CUCGGGCGGCGGAGGGCCCGGGUGCCAGACUCAGCGGAGGGUGGCGGGGCGGGCAGGUCGGUGCGGGCUACACGGCCGCGGCCAUGGGGGUCUUGAAAGACGAGCUGCUCAAGGCUAUUUGGCAUGCCUUCACCGCACUGGACCUGGACCACAGCGGCAAGGUCUCCAAGUCCCAGCUCAAGGUCCUUUCCCACAACCUGUGCACGGUGCUGAAGGUUCCGCAUGACCCUAUUGCUCUCGAGGAGCACUUCAGGGAUGAUGACGAGGGGCCAGUCUCCAAUCAGGGCUACAUGCCGUAUUUAAACAAGUUCAUUUUGGAAAAGGUCCAAGACAACUUUGACAAGAUUGAAUUCAAUAGGAUGUGUUGGACCCUCUGUGUCAAAAAAAACCUCACAAAGAGUCCCUUGCUCAUUACGGAAGAGGAUUCAUUUAAAGUAUGGGUUAUUUUCAACUUCUUAUCUGAGGACAAAUAUCCAUUAAUUAUUGUGCCAGAAGAGAUUGAAUACCUGCUUAAGAAACUGACAGAAGCUAUGGGAGGAGGUUGGCAGCAGCAGCAGUUCGAACAUUAUAAAGUCAACUUUGACGACAGUAAGGACGGCCUUUCUGCGUGGGAGCUGAUAGAGCUGAUUGGAACUGGACAGUUUAGCAAAGGCAUGGAUCGGCAGACAGUGUCCAUGGCUAUCAGUGAAGUCUUCAAUGAGCUUAUAUUAGACGUGUUGAAACAGGGUUACAUGUUGAAAAAAGGCCAUAAACGGAAAAACUGGACUGAACGCUGGUUUGUACUAAAACCCAACAUAAUUUCUUACUAUGUGAGCGAGGAUCUGAAAGAUAAGAAAGGAGACAUUCUCUUGGAUGAAAACUGCUGUGUGGAGUCUUUGCCUGACAAAGAUGGAAAGAAAUGCCUUUUUCUCAUAAAAUGUUUUGAUAAGACCUUUGAGAUCAGUGCUUCAGAUAAGAAGAAGAAACAGGAGUGGAUUCAGGCCAUUCAUUCUACUAUCCACCUGUUGAAGCUGGGCAGCCCCCCACCACACAAAGAAGCCCGCCAGCGUCGGAAAGAGCUCCGGAAGAAGCUGCUAGCGGAGCAGGAGGAGCUGGAGCGGCAGAUGAAGGAGCUUCAGGCCGCCAACGAAAACAAGCAGCAGGAGCUGGAGGCCGUGAGGAAGAAACUGGAAGAAGCCGCGUCUCGGGCAGCAGAAGAAGAGAAGAAACGCCUUCAGACUCAAGUGGAACUACAGGCCAGGUUCAGCACGGAGCUGGAGCGAGAGAAGCUUAUCAGACAGCAGAUGGAAGAACAGGUUGCCCAAAAGUCCUCUGAACUGGAGCAGUAUCUGCAGCGAGUACGGGAGCUGGAAGACAUGUACCUGAAGCUGCAGGAGGCUCUUGAGGAUGAGAGACAGGCCCGGCAAGAUGAGGAGACUGUGCGGAAGCUUCAGGCCAGGUUGCUGGAGGAAGAGUCUUCCAAGAGGGCUGAACUGGAGAAGUGGCAUGUGGAGCAACAGCAAACCAUCCAGACGACCGAAGCAGAGAAGCAGGAGCUGGAGAACCAGCGCGUUAUGAAGGAGCGGGCCCUUCAGGAAGCCAUGGCACAGCUGGAACAGCUGGAGUUGGAGCGCAAGCAAGCGCUCGAGCAGUAUGAGGGAGUUAAAAAGAAGCUGGAGAUGGCCACCAGUAAGACGAAGAGCUGGAAGGACAAAGUAGCCCAGCACGAAGGCCUGAUCCGACUGAUAGAACCAGGUUCCAAAAACCCUCACCUGAUCACCAACUGGGGGCCCGCGGCCUUCACACAGGCGGAGCUGGAGGAGCGCGAGAAGAACUGGAAAGGAAAGAAGGGCACGGAGUGACCGGAGUGACCGCCGACGGCCGCGCGGCCUGACGCUUGGUGCGAAAGACAAAAGGACCUGGCUUUGCUGCUUCUGGCUCUUCUUCCUUCAGCCUCCUGUGGGUCCGUGCGCUGAGGAAGCCCUGCUUAUCUUCCCGCGAAUAAGGGCUUACCUGAAAAGGAAAAAUGUCGACAUUGUCACGCUCUUAAUAGACUCUUUCUGUGAGAACUUCAGCUUCUGGAAACCCCUUUGCGCCUCUCAGCCUGUGGUGCCGUCAGCAGCGUGUCAGCCGCAUGCUGGGGGAGGAGCUGGGCGGCACCCGGGGUCACCGGACGGUCAGAGCCUCUGGGCCUGGGGUCAGGCGUUCCUUCGGCAGCACGUGUCCACCUCCGGGUGCCUGCUUCCGAACCGCACCGGCCAGUCUCUGCGUGCUGCCGCGCGACCUUUGCUGCUCUACGACAGAAGCCACUCUCUGAAGAGGGCCCUGCCUCGGCACGGCGCCCGCCGCCCGCAGUUGCGGUUGUGCGGAAGAGGCUUCUCUUCCACGCGCAGUGUUCCUGACCCGCGUCCGGCUUCAGCCGCGCUGGCGAGGAGGCAGAGGCCCUAGUAGACAGCGCUCCGCUGAGGCAGAUGCCGGAAGUCCUCGCUGAGCGUCGUCCACAGGCCCUGCGGCCCCGCGCGAGGUGACACAGGGCCGAGCCAGUCCUGCCACGGAGGCAGGUUCAUAAAACGGAGCGGAGUUUCUGUGGCAUCUCAUCAACAUUAUAACAAAACGACAUCAUCCAAGGACAUGCUGUAUUUAUGAAUCAAAGCUCAUAGAUGAACUAAGUAAAUCCCGUUUGGAAUGAGAGUCUGAUACUAACCAAAUUCCUCCUAAGGUUUAAAAUGGCUCAGCUGCCGAAGUGCUGGCAGGCCCCGUGGUUUUACUCCUUAGUUACUGUACAGAGUAUUUCAGGAGAGUGUGUGUGCUUGUCGUAAGAAGGCCUUUUACUUAAUAAACUGGAAUAUGAUCAUUUAUAUGAAUUAUAUAGGAAAAAAAUUUUAAAUGUAUUUUUGUCAUUUGCUGUGUUGAGAGGGAACAAAAUAUUUAUAAUUUUCAAACAUUCUUACCUAAAUAUUAUGCAGUGUAAUAUGCUGAACUUUCUUAAUUUUUCGCUAAUUUUCUUAAGAUAUAUUAAAAUGUUUUGUAUUUUUUUUUAAAUGUACUCAGUAAGAAAGAAAAAAAAAACCCAGAACAACAUACAUUUAAAACAGUCUGGUUUAAUAAAAUUGCAGGGUAAA
Molecule: messenger RNA, 3101 nt
Organism: Phyllostomus discolor (pale spear-nosed bat)
Lineage: Eukaryota; Metazoa; Chordata; Mammalia; Chiroptera; Phyllostomidae
Gene: SWAP70
Product: switching B cell complex subunit SWAP70
Exons: 13
Coding region: 84-1841 (585 amino acids)
Cellular component (GO): cytoplasm; nucleus
Source: RefSeq, a predicted model, not a curated record